Molecule: messenger RNA, 2495 nt
Organism: Penicilliopsis zonata CBS 506.65
Lineage: Eukaryota; Fungi; Ascomycota; Eurotiomycetes; Eurotiales; Aspergillaceae
Exons: 2
Coding region: 1-2253 (750 amino acids)
Biological process (GO): SCF-dependent proteasomal ubiquitin-dependent protein catabolic process
Cellular component (GO): SCF ubiquitin ligase complex
Molecular function (GO): protein binding
Source: RefSeq, a predicted model, not a curated record
AUGCUGGCGGUCACAGCUACUGCCCAAGACUCUUCUCUGGAGUCGGGGUCCCCUAGUCCUGCCGGUUCGACUGGUCAGAUCCCGCUGGCCCAGCAGGGGCAGGAACAGCAGCGGCAACAGCCUGCCCCAAAGCUCAAGGGCCGUCACAAGUUGCUGCAGAGUUUGCAGCGGAUGUCCUCGACGCCUGCACUGACGCGUCGUAGCCGUUCCGCCUCUACGGGUUACCGUCGUGACGGCAAGGCUUCGUUGUCCUGCGUCUCGCUCACGUCGUCGUCUGCUGCCUACCAGCCCUGCUGGGGUAAUGGGAGUUCCUCACAGCUGUACGGCGGGCUCGCAGGCCCGCACCUUUCGUCGGGUGCGGCGAGUCCUGCCGCCGACCUGUCGGAUGGUAUCAGUCCGCGGAUUCGUCUUGUUCGUCCGGAUACCCCCAAUGCUGCAUCUCUGGCAAGGACUGUACCCAUGCCACUUGACCGGAGACCAGCCUCCAGGGGGGCGAUCGUCAACGAAGCAGUCGCCGUCGUCGUCGCCGCCGCAGCAGCAAGAACACCCAAGCCUCAACGGCGGAUCGAUUUCUGGGGGGAGAUGCCCCACGAACUUCAGAUGCGCAUCCUAUGUUACCUCCCCCCCCGGGAGAUUGUCCGCUGCUCCGCGGUCUCGCACGCGUGGCGCAAGAUGUGCUACGACGGCCAGUUGUGGGGUACAAUCGACACUACCGACUACUACCGCGACAUCUCUGGCGAGGCGCUGGUCAAGCUCAUCACUGCAGGUGGGCCAUUUGUCCGUGAUCUCAACCUACGUGGCUGUGUGCAGCUGCAGGACUGGUGGCAGGCGGACGGCGAGCACAUCUCGGACGUCUGUCGGAACGUGGUCAAUUUCUCACUCGAAGGCUGCGCCAUUGAUAAGACCUCAAUCCACUGCUUCCUUCUGCGCAACUCCCGGCUCAAGUCUGUCAACCUAUCUGGCCUCCUCGGCGUGACCAAUGCCGCCAUGAAGAUCCUCGCCCAGUCGUGCCCCCAGCUGGAGACGCUCAACGUCUCUUGGUGCGCCAAGGUGGACACUCGUGGCCUGCGGAAGAUCGUCGAGGCUUGCCCGCGCCUGCAGGAUCUGGGGGCCAGCGAGAUCCGCGGCUUCGACGACGAGAAAUUUAUGAUCGAACUGUUCGAGCGCAACACCCUCCAGCGCCUUGAUCUCAGCCGCUCAGACGUCACAGACGACAGUCUGCGCGCUCUCGUCCUGGGCCUCGACCCGGAGAUCGAUCUCCUGACUGACCGUCCCAUCGUGGCCCCGCGUCGGCUCACCCACCUCGACGUGCACCAGUGCCUUGACCUGACGGACCGCGGCCUCGCCACGCUCGCCUUUAAUGUCCCCGAGAUCGAGAGUCUGCAGCUCUCGCAGUGUCCCGGGCUGACAGACGACUCGAUCAUUGACGUCCUGCGCACUACCCCGCUCCUCACGCGCCUCGACCUCGAGGACCUCGACCGGCUCACCAACACAACACUCAUAGAGCUGGCCCGCGCGCCCUGCGCCGCCACCCUGCAGCACCUCAACAUCAGCUACUGCGAGAGCCUCAGCGACAUCGGCAUGCUCCCGGUCUUCAAAAGCUGCCCGCGCCUCCAGUACGUCGAGAUGGACAACACGCGUGUCUCCGACCUGUCCCUCAUGGAGGCUUGCUCGCGCGUCCGCAAGCGUGGCUACGGCGACGGCCUGCCACGCGUUGGGCUGCACCUCGUCAUCUUUGACUGCGCCAACGUCACCUGGGCGGGUGUCAAGGGUGUUCUCUCCAGCAACGCUCUUAUUCCUCGUUCCCGUCGGAAUCUUUCGGUUGCUGCUGCGGCGGAGGAGACCACCGCCAGUGGCACUGCUACUUCUAGUAGUACCGCCACUCCACUCACCACCACACCCCCCACCCCCUCGUCGACCCCGCCCCUGCCAGCACCCACCUAUCCAAACGAGAUCAUCCAGCUGAAAUGCUUCUACGCUUGGCAGGUGACGGUAGACGAGCACACACGGCGCGUGCUGCGCGGGGACCUUCGUGCCGCGAGCCGACUGGACCGCAAAUGGGCGGAUCUUAUGAUGGCUACCGAAGAGGCCGGUACGGGAGGUGUCGGAGCACGGCGGCGGCGGCGACGUGCGCGUGAAGCGGAGCGGCUGUAUAACGCCGACGACGACGAUGGGGAUGAUGUCUAUGCCGGGACUGUGUCGCCCGUGACGGGCAGACGGAGGGCGCAGUCGGGGGGAUGUUCUAUCAUGUAGCCUUUGCUUGUGAUUCUCUUCCAUCUUUACUUUUGUCUUUUCACCUUUCCUUCUCCUCAUCUCCUCUCCUUCUCUUCCCUUCUAUCAUUGGAGUUGAUAUAGCGGGUCUUAUUAUGCUGGUCAUUCAUCUAUGCUGGUCAUUCAUCUAUGCUGGUCAUCUCAGUGAUGACAUGAUAUGUCUGCAUCUGUUAGCUUGGAGUCAAGGCUGUUAGAUGAAUGAAUGAAUAUGAACAUGAAUUAAA